AAGGAAAUCAAAUGGACGCCAAAAAGCUGAUUUACAAUUUGCUUUGUUUCUUACUUGUUUUGUGUAGCUUCAUUUAUCCAUGUCUCUCCGAGCUUUGCCAUCCCCAAGACAAGAAAGCUCUUCUCCAAAUCAAGAAAGGCUUCAACAAUCCUCAUGUCUUCUCCACUUGGGACCCAAACACCGACUGCUGCCUCCACUGGAGAGGUGUCCACUGCGACGAAAAGAACAACCGGAUCGAAACCCUCGAAAAAUACUUCGGCGGCGGCGAUCUCGCCGGUCCAAUCCCUCCCGAAAUUGGCGAUCUUCCUUACCUCCGGACCCUCUGGUGGCACAAGCAACCCAACUUGACGGGACCGAUCCCACAAUCCAUCACUAAGCUUAAGAGGCUCCGUUACCUCGUCAUCACCUGGGCCAACCUCUCCGGUCCCAUCCCAGACUUUCUCAGCGAGAUCAAAAGCCUCGUAUCUAUCGAAUUCUCAUUCAACAACCUAACCGGACAGAUCCCGAGCUCCCUUUCUAGGUUACCGAACCUAACCGGCCUUGUUUUGGACCGGAACAAGCUCACCGGACCAAUCCCCGACUCGUUCGGAGAAUUUCAAGGUUCCCAUUUUUACCUUAAACUGUCCCACAACCAGCUCUCGUGGAAAAUACCGGCCUCCUUGGGGAACAAGGAUUUCAACUACGUCGACUUGUCGUGGAACAAGCUCGAAGGCGGGGCCGCGGUGUUGUUCGGGCUUAACAAGACAACGCAGGUGGUGGACCUGUCGAGGAACGUGUUGGAGUUCGACAUGUCCGACGUUGAGUUUCCGAAGAGCUUGGUUUCGUUGGAUAUGAACCACAAUAGGAUAACGGGGAGCCUUCCGGUGGGGAUGACCGCACUGGAUAAUUUGAGGGGUUUCAACGUGAGUUACAACAGGUUGUGUGGUGAGAUUCCGGUGGGUGGGAAUUUGCAGAGCUUUGAUUACACAGCUUAUUUCCACAACAGAUGCUUGUGCGGUGCUCCAUUAGAGAGAUCGUGUAAAUAGUGGAAGGGUUUGUUUGGGGUGGUUUAAAUUUUCUCUAUUAUAUAAUGCUUCAGAAUUACAAAUUGAUGAUAUAUGUACGCUUAUUAAUUUUUUGAGGAGCAGUACUAGCACCUCAUAUGUUUUUGUUUUUGUUUUUUUUUGUUUUUUGAUUUUUGUUAUUGUAAUAAUGGGUGACAUUCAC
This is a messenger RNA of Morus notabilis, 1206 nucleotides long. RefSeq names its product polygalacturonase inhibitor. Gene Ontology annotation, molecular function: protein binding. NCBI's taxonomy places the organism in Eukaryota, Viridiplantae, Streptophyta, Magnoliopsida, Rosales, Moraceae. The record is from RefSeq and is a predicted model, not a curated record. The transcript has a single exon. The coding region runs from base 12 to 1025 and encodes 337 amino acids.